This is a messenger RNA of Chaetomium fimeti, 1142 nucleotides long. RefSeq names its product translation initiation factor eIF 4e-like domain-containing protein. The coding region runs from base 184 to 1029 and encodes 281 amino acids. Gene Ontology annotation, cellular component: eukaryotic translation initiation factor 4F complex. The transcript is spliced from 2 exons. Gene Ontology annotation, biological process: translational initiation. The record is from RefSeq and is a predicted model, not a curated record. Lineage: Eukaryota; Fungi; Ascomycota; Sordariomycetes; Sordariales; Chaetomiaceae. Gene Ontology annotation, molecular function: RNA 7-methylguanosine cap binding; translation initiation factor activity.
UUCCACCCGUGCCACAGUCUCAACGGGUAUCUACAUCUCGGUAGAUAUUCUACCCGACUCUGCCCUUCCAUCCGCUCUCUACCCCUAUCCCUUCCUCCAGGAGCAGCAGCAGGGCCGCCACCUCCCCAACCAACGACAGCCCGGACAAAGAACCCCAUCCCCCCCGCCGCCGCCACCACCACCAUGUCGAUGCGCCCCUCCCUCUUCACGCGUGGCCUCUCGGGGCUAUCGCAGUCGUCCGACCCCAACUCCCCCAUGAGCGGCGUGUCGUCGCCCGCCGAGCAGCGCAACGAUGCCAAGCACAACUUUCUCAAGGCGAUGCGCCCCCUACCCACCCAGCACUACUGGAACGUGUGGUUCGACCGGCAGCAGAGCAAAGACCAGCAGCAGCAACAGCAGGCGGGCGACAACAACAAUGGGGAAUACCACGCGGAGCUCGAGCAGCUGGGCGCGCCGAUCGAGAGCGUGCAGGACUUUUGGCGGUACAACAACAACACGCCGGUAGACCAGAUCAAGAUGCGCGAGAGCAUCUACCUCUUCAAGGCCGGGUUCAAGCCCAUCUGGGAGGACCGCCGGAACGUGCUGGGCGGCAGCUGGACCUUCCGGGUGCCCAAGAGCAACGGGCCGGACGUGUGGAACCGGGUGCAGCUGCUGGCGAUCGGGGAGAAGCUGCAGAGCGUCUUGGAAGACGGCGACCAAAUCUGCGGCGUCGGCCUCUCGGUCCGCUUCAACUCGCACCUCAUCUCCAUCUGGCACCGCGACGCGUCCCGCCAGGCCUCCAUCGACGCCAUGGUGCAGUGCGUGCUCGAAGAGCUGCCCGCCGAGCUCCGCCCCAAGCCGGACAACUACUUUUACAAGAAGCACUCGGACCACGCCGGGUUCAAGGUCCCGCCCGAGCUGCAGGUCGUGAUUGACUCGCAGCGCGCGCGGGAGGCGGCAGCGGCCAAGGCGGCACAGGAGUCGACAUCUGGUGCUAAGCAAGGGCAAGCGCCUGAGAUUGUUGAGGUGCCGCCGACGGAAGGCCAAUGAACGUAGGGGAGUAAGCCAUUUCAUUGAAAGAAGCGUGUCUUGUUCACAACCCCAGCCAUAUAUGGGGAUCUGGAAAAUACGGUCUGCAUAUGGCGGCGUUGCGUUCCAUGUCA